This is a messenger RNA of Pelecanus crispus (Dalmatian pelican), 393 nucleotides long. Lineage: Eukaryota; Metazoa; Chordata; Aves; Pelecaniformes; Pelecanidae. The record is from RefSeq and is a predicted model, not a curated record.
CGCCACCCCAAGUCCGCAUCGUUCCUGUCCCCCUCUCCAACACCCCCAACUCCGUCCUCCUCACCUGCCACAUCUGGGGCUUCUACCCCCCCGAGGUGACCGUCCUUUGGCUGCACAACGGGGACACGGUGGCCACGGGGCACACCGCCAAGCUCCUGCCCAACGGUGACUGGACCUACCAGACGCAGGUGGCCCUGACGGUCACCGCCGAGGUUGGGGACACCUUCACGUGCUCAGUGCAGCAUGCCAGCCUGGCCUGGCCCCUCCGGGAGCACUGGGGUCCCGGCUUGUCCCCGGGGUUGACGGUGAAGGUGGCGGUGGCGGCGGUGAUAAUGACCCUGGGGCUGGUGGUCUUUGCCGCUGGCACCUUCAGCUACUGCCGCCAGGCUCCAG